AUGAAUUUUUUCUUGUUAUUUUAUUUAUUAUUAAUAAAAAUUGUAACUAGUAUAAAAGGAAAUAUCUCAUUUAAAGAGUACUUAAAUAAAGCAAUAUAUAAAAAUGAGAUUAUGAUAAAAAAAAAAAAAUUUUUUAAUUGUGCAAAACAAUUAUUCUAUAUAAAAGAGAAAUAUAGAAAUAAUUAUAAAUUUAAAACGAAAAAUAAAAACAUUGUAUAUUAUAACUAUAGUAAAAUUAAAAUGUAUGAAAAUAUUUAUUUGAAUUAUUUAAAAAAUUACAUAGUAGAUGAAAAAGAAAUAAUUCCAAAAAAGGAAAAAGAAGAUAAAAGUAAUGAAGAAAGAUGUGACAAUACAAAAGAGAUAGAAAUUUUAAUAAGUAAAACAAUAAGAAAAGAAGAAGAAGAUUUAUUUGAAUUUUUAAGCAAUGUUAAUAAAAAAUAUAAUUUAAAAAGUACAUUAAGAGUAGUAGGUGGUUGGGUAAGAGAUAAGUUUUUAAAAAUUUCAAACGACGAUAUUGAUAUAACAGUAGAUAAUAUGAAAGGUGCUGAUUUUUGUAAUUAUAUUAAAGAAUAUAUAAAAGAAAAGGAAAAUAAAAAUUUUAAUUUUGGUAUUAUAAAAAUUAAUUCAGAUCAAUCAAAGCAUUUAGAAACAUCUAGUUUUAAUUUAUUUAAUUUUCAAGUAGAUAUAGUUAAUUUAAGAAAUGAAAAAUAUAGUGAAGAAAGUAGAAUUCCUGAAAUUGUAAUAGGAACACCUGAAGAAGACGCUUUAAGAAGAGACUUCACAGUUAAUUCAUUAUUUUAUAAUUUAAAAGACAAAAAGGUUGAAGAUUAUACGAAAAAAGGAAUUUUUCAUUUAAAAAAUAAAAUUAUAUGUACCCCAUUAGAUCCUCUGUCUACUUUUCUUGAUGAUCCUUUAAGAAUUAUUAGAUGUAUAAGAUUUUGUGGAUCUUUUGACUUUUUUUUAGAAAAGUCUAUUUUUAAUGUUUUAAAAAAUGAAGAUAUAAAAAAUUCUUUUAAUAAAAAAAUUUCGAAAAGUAGGCUUUCUUCAGAAAUUAUAAAAAUAUUUUCUGAAAAAUGUAAAAAUAUAGUUCUAUGUUUAACCUUACUAAACUAUAGUUCUUACUCUUCUAUGAUAUUUAAAUUACCAUUAGAAUACUUUAUUGAAAAUCAAGAAAAUUUUGAAAAAAUAAAAAAAAGCGAUAAAAUUAAUAAAAGUACACAUUGUGAAGAUAAUAGUACAAAUAAAAAGAUUCAUAUCGAUUUUUACAAAACCCAAAAAGAAAAUAUAAAUGAAAAUGAUGCAAAUAAUAUUAUUAAAAAUAAUACAUGUGAUUUUAUUAUCCAAAAUAAUAUAAAUGAUAUAAAUAAAAGUAAUAUAAAUGGUACAAUAGAUAUAAACAAUAAUGAAAAAAAAUAUGAAGAAGAAAAUUGGCUUUUUCAAGGUUUAAAUUAUGUAAAAUUUUUUAAAGAAAUAGAAAAUAAUUUAAUAAAAGAAGUAUUUUUUGAUUUACAAUAUAAAGAAAAUUUAAAUUACAUACAUUUGUGUUUGUUUUUAUUACCAUUAAAAAAUCAUUUUUGCUAUAUAAAAAAUUCAAAAACUGAAUAUGUAGUAGAAUAUAUUAUUCGUGAAUCAUUAAAAUUUCCAUUAAAAUAUUCAAAAUUUUGUGUAAACAUGUUCGAAGGUUUUGUUCAUAUAUAUAAUUUAUACAAAAAUAUUGAUAUUCUUAAUUUUUUAAAAAGUAGUAAUGAUAAAAAAAAUAAUUUACAUACCACAGGUGAUAUUGUUUUAUUCUUAAAAAAAUUAGGUGAAAGAUGGAAUUUAAUUCUUUUUAUUUUUUAUAUAUUUCAUAAAUAUAAUGAAGUAAAUAAAAAUCAUUUAACGUUUAUUAUAAAUGAUAUAUAUCCAUCAGACUUUGUUAAAAAAUUAUAUCAAUAUAUUUUGAAAUUUAAUUUACAAAACUCUUAUAAAAUCAAACCAUUUCUAAAGUGGCCUGAUAUUAAAAAUAACUUCCCACAUAUUUCUUCAAAUCAAAUUAAUGAUAUAUAUGAACAAAUAAUUCGAUAUAUGUGUAUCCAUGGAGAAAAUGAAAAAGGGUGCAUUGAAUUUUUAAAAGGACACUUUAAAAAAUAUACAUAA
Molecule: messenger RNA, 2136 nt
Organism: Plasmodium relictum
Lineage: Eukaryota; Apicomplexa; Aconoidasida; Haemosporida; Plasmodiidae
Product: tRNA nucleotidyltransferase, putative
Exons: 2
Coding region: 1-2136 (711 amino acids)
Biological process (GO): tRNA 3'-terminal CCA addition
Molecular function (GO): RNA binding; ATP:3'-cytidine-cytidine-tRNA adenylyltransferase activity
Source: RefSeq, a predicted model, not a curated record